UUUAUGAAGAAGAGCAGUCUGAAGCUCUUUAAGGUGUAACAGGACACGCGCUGCAGCCAGAGGACAUCCAGCACCAUGAGGGGAUCAAUCAUGAUGGCCAUCAAGCCUCUGAAAUCACAACAGGUUCUGUCUCAUUUUGUGUGAUUAGUCUUAAUUCACCCACCGCGACCGGGAAACAUGGACAGCGGCCAGAGCCCGAGGCCAGUGCCGUCCUGUAAAAGCGCACACGAGCCCAUCCGCUUCGGCAUCGACCAAAUUCUGGGCUCCUCGGACAGCGCCCCGGAGAGCCCCUCUGGGACCACCACUGCACCUUUCCCUGCCCUGUCCCCCUCCAGGGUCACUCUGGAGGGUUCAGUGGUGUAUGGGGGUGGCAGGGUGGGUCACCGGGGGGUGAUCAGGGUUCCCGCUCACAGGCCACUGACCGCCGCCUCCAUCCCCAUGGGAGCAGCAGCGGCGGCUGCGGCGGGGUUUGGAGCGCUCUGCUUCCCCUGGGUGGAUCACAGCCGCAGAUUUGCCACCAAAGACAGACUGGCAGUUCCAGCUCUCCUCCCACUGGGUCUGACCCGCAGAGUUGGUCACCCCUAUCAGAACCGAACUCCGCCCAAGCGGAAGAAACCGCGCACUUCCUUCAGUCGCGUGCAGAUCUGCGAGCUGGAGAAGCGCUUCCAUAGGCAGAAGUAUCUGGCCAGCGCGGAGCGCGCGGCUCUCGCCAAGAGCCUCAAAAUGACCGACGCUCAGGUCAAAACGUGGUUCCAGAACCGCAGGACCAAAUGGAGGAGACAGACUGCUGAGGAGAGGGAGGCUGAGCGACAGCAGGCCAAUCGGAUGCUGCUCCAGCUGCAGGCUGAUGUGCUUCAGAGGUCCAUCAGUGAAUCCGUGUCUGUAGAUCCUAUGUGUGUUAAUAACUCCUCCCUGUAUGCCCUGCAGAACCUGCAGCCAUGGGCUCAGGAAAAAACGGGCAAACUGGCAACCACUACAUCACUGGCCUAAAGUCAUUGUAAUGUGCUGUAGCAGCACAGGCUUUGUACGAUCUGUGAGUGAUUUGAGGAUAAGCAAAACUGCACAGGUUUGUGUAAGCUUAUUUCUCAUAAUUCAGUAUUAAUUCAGUAUUAAAAUGGCACUGAAGUGACAGAGGAGUGCAAUAAUUUUAAUUCUUCAUCAGUGAUUUUA
Molecule: messenger RNA, 1170 nt
Organism: Astyanax mexicanus (Mexican tetra)
Lineage: Eukaryota; Metazoa; Chordata; Actinopteri; Characiformes; Acestrorhamphidae
Product: T-cell leukemia homeobox protein 3
Exons: 3
Coding region: 178-990 (270 amino acids)
Biological process (GO): regulation of transcription by RNA polymerase II; animal organ development
Cellular component (GO): nucleus
Molecular function (GO): DNA-binding transcription factor activity, RNA polymerase II-specific; RNA polymerase II cis-regulatory region sequence-specific DNA binding
Source: RefSeq, a predicted model, not a curated record